AUGGCAAUUAUUAACCUUAACUGUGUCCUCGUUAAUGAUAAAGGAAAAUACUCCGAAGAUGAAGUUUUUACAAUUGAAAUUUCUGAAGAUAAAAGUAUGAAUUGCUCAAACAUAUGGAACAUCGAGAAACCAAGAGAAGAACGUUCAACAGCCGGAACUGUUGGCCACGAAGUGCUUUCGAUUCUCUUGGAUAUUUACACCGAUGUGACAGCGUACCUUCAGAUACACGAUAACUCGACAAAUACUCAAUGA
Messenger RNA from Cetraspora pellucida, 252 nucleotides. Lineage: Eukaryota; Fungi; Glomeromycota; Glomeromycetes; Diversisporales; Gigasporaceae. The record is from the annotation of a GenBank genome assembly.